AUGAUCACGGACUCAUAUCCUAUCAAAGAAGUUGAUGAUGUCAUCUUCGAAGUUGACUGCGAUGCAAUCUAUCCAGAAUCGGUUGCUGGAGAUGAUGAACCCGAUGAAUUCAACAACGUCAUUUACUCUUUCCGUCUCCAGCCUACGAAAUAUGACAAAAAGGAUUAUGUGUCUUCUCUGCGUUCUUAUCUCAAGAUCGUUAAGAACAGGCUUAAGAAUAUUGGAAAGAAUCCCGAGUACAUUGCCAAUUUCGAGAAAAAUGCGCAAGAUUUCUUGAAGACAAAGCUACUUCCCAACUUCGACGACUUGGAAUUUUACACCGGAGAAAGUAUGGAUGUCGAUGGAAUGAUUGCCGUAAUGGGAUAUCGGGAGGAUGGUACCACACCUUAUUUCAUGUUCUGGAAGGAUGGCCUUGAAGAGAUGAGAAUUUGA
Fusarium graminearum PH-1 is the source of this 432-nucleotide messenger RNA. RefSeq lists its product as uncharacterized. The record is from RefSeq and is a predicted model, not a curated record. NCBI's taxonomy places the organism in Eukaryota, Fungi, Ascomycota, Sordariomycetes, Hypocreales, Nectriaceae. Gene Ontology annotation, cellular component: cytoplasm. The transcript has 4 exons. Gene Ontology annotation, molecular function: calcium ion binding. The coding region runs from base 1 to 432 and encodes 143 amino acids.